Molecule: messenger RNA, 1440 nt
Organism: Salvia hispanica
Lineage: Eukaryota; Viridiplantae; Streptophyta; Magnoliopsida; Lamiales; Lamiaceae
Product: pectin acetylesterase 8-like
Biological process (GO): cell wall organization
Cellular component (GO): plant-type cell wall
Molecular function (GO): pectin acetylesterase activity
Source: RefSeq, a predicted model, not a curated record
CUCACUCUCAUUCUAACUCUAAACUCUGCACUCACCCUCUCUCUCACACACACUCUCCGACGCUGCCGCCGGCCACCUGCAGAAUCAUGGGUAAACACAUGAUGAUCACUUGCUUCAUGAUACUGUUGUGUACACUUGAAGCAUCUGCGUAGAGAAAGUCAACUACACUAUGCUAUACUCGGCCGUUCCAAAAGGGGCAGUUUGUUUGGACGGAACUCCACCAGCAUAUGCCUACAGUAAGGGAUUUGGAGAUGGAUCUACAAACUGGGUAGUACUCUUGGAGGGUGGAAGAUGGUGUGAUUUAGAGGAAGAGACCUGUCAAAAUAGGUCAAAAACCUACUAUGGCAGCACUGACCAUGAAUUUCCUAUUGACGGGAUACUAUUCAAAGGAAUACUUGACUCAAAUAGUCAAGCUAAUCCCGAUUUCUACGAUUGGCAUAAAGUUUUUGUUCACUAUUGUGAUGGCUCGUUGUUUUUGUCGGACGUCGACCAAGUUGAUCCUACUAACAGCCUCACAUUCCGAGGUGGGAGGAUCUAUAAUGCUAUAAUGGAGGAGCUGCUUAACAAAGGAAUGGGGAUUGCUCACAAUGCUAUCUUGACGGGUUUCUCAGCAGGUGGAUUGAGCACAAUCCUACAUUGUGAUAGAUUCCGAGCCCUCUUUUCGAAUACUACAAGAGUCAAGUGUGUAUCGGAUAGUGGUUUUUUUAUACGCGGGGAAGGUGAAUUGGCAAACCAAUCAGAAAGGCAUUUUGCUGGAGCGAUUGCUGCAAAUGAACUUAGAGCAUUAUUGCCUAGAUCAUGCACAUCUAAGAGGGACCCCAAUUUGUGUCUCUUUGCCGAGUAUUUGGUUGAAGAUGUUGCCACUCCACUCUUUAUAGCUGAAUCAGCUUUUGAUUCGUUCCAGAUUGGAUACAACUUCAUACUAACUAUUCCUGGUCUGGAUCCAAUUCAAUGGCGAAAUUGCUCACGUUUCUUGGAGGAGUGCAAUGCUACACAAAUAGAAAUAAUAAAAGAUUUUGGACCUAUUUUCAAGAAGACAUUAAUGAAACUCGAUAACUCUUCAAGUAGGGGGGUAUUCUUGGAUUCGUGCUAUCUUCAUACGCAUAUCUUCCAAAGCUAUAACUGGAUAAAAUACCCGGUGCUUGACAAUAAAAGUGUAGGAAAAGCUAUUGGUGAUUGGUUUUAUGAUCGAAGUGCAUUCCAAGAGAUAGAUGCUCUUAAUUUAUGUCCACAAUCAUGUUAUCCUAAAUAAUGGGCCGGUCUAAUUUUUUGAUUAUGUUAAGUAUGCGUAUCCGAUAGAGACGGCAGUUGUAAUGUAUAUCAAUAUCUCUUACAUAUUUUUAGUCUCCUUACUAGUAGAUCUUAGUAGAUCUUCCGUAACAUCUCUAACCUAAAACAUAAAUUUUGCAUAGCAAUAUAUAUUUUCUUUUUGUGUUGUUA